Messenger RNA from Spinacia oleracea (spinach), 1447 nucleotides. Its product is annotated as glyoxylate/hydroxypyruvate reductase HPR3. Gene Ontology annotation, molecular function: glyoxylate reductase (NADPH) activity; hydroxypyruvate reductase [NAD(P)H] activity; NAD binding. The record is from RefSeq and is a predicted model, not a curated record. Gene Ontology annotation, cellular component: cytosol. NCBI's taxonomy places the organism in Eukaryota, Viridiplantae, Streptophyta, Magnoliopsida, Caryophyllales, Amaranthaceae.
AUUACCUGAAUCUCGAUAAUACCCGAAGACUUUUUGUGACUGUCAAUAUCAUUUCCAAAAUUCACCUCAUCAAUGGACAAUAUCUCUGACAAACCUCCGCCGGAAAACUUACCGAUAGUCCUAAUUCUCCAAUCACUACCAGUCUACAAUCUCUACGAACCUGAAUUCUCUAACCUUUACCACUUCAUCAAGACUUACGACUCCCCACUUCCCCUCCCCGACUCCCUCGCCGCCGCAAAAUCUGCCGGUGUCACUGCUUUGCUCGCUGGUGGAUCUGUCCCAAUCAAUGCAACUAGCAUCCUCGAUCACCUCCCUUCACUCCGCUGCAUCGUCACCACUACUGCUGGCCUUAAUCAUGUCGAUCUUGUCGAGUGCCGACGCCGUGGCAUCGCUGUCGCCUCCGCUGGUGAUUCUUAUUCUGAUGACUGCGCUGAUAUGGCGGUGGCUCUUUUGAUUGAUGUUUUUAGGAAGGUUUGUUCAGGUGAUCAGUUUGUGCAGAGAGGUGAUUGGAGUGUUGAGGGACAAUAUGGCUUGGGUAAUCGGUUAAAAGGAAAGAAGAUAGGAAUUGUUGGAUUGGGUAGUAUUGGGUGUAGGAUUGCGAAAAGACUGGAGGUGUUUGGGUGCACAAUUCUUUACAACUCAAGAAAAGAGAAACCAUCUGUUUCGUACCCUUACUAGUCAGAUGUUCGCGAGCUAGCAGCAAACAGCGAUGCUUUGGUAAUAAGUUGUGCUUUAAACGAUCAGACAAGGCACAUGAUAAACAAGGAAGUUCUAUCAGCUCUAGGGAAGGAAGGUGUCAUCAUUAAUAUUGCUGAGCCUCGAGGGCCUAUAAUCGAUGAAAAUGAACUGGUGAGGUUUUUAGUUGAAGGGAAGAUAGGUGGUGCUGGAUUGGAUGUUUUUGAGAAAGAGCCUAAUGUUCCGAAAGAGCUUCUUGCUAUGGACAAUGUUGUUCUGUCUCCUCAUGCUGCCUAUUUGACUCACGAAUCAUUUCGUGACAUUUUUGAGCUUGUCAAAGGGAAUCUGCAAGCUUUCUUCUCUAAUAAACCAUUACUCUCUCCAGUCAUGGAGGGAUGAUUCUUACACUCCUUUUCAUGACUGAGUUUCUAGCAAAAUUUACAAGUUAUUUUUUGUCUCUAUUAGUGAUAUGAAAAUUGUAGAAAGGAUAUUGAAAAGGUCUUACACAGUCAAGGUGAGGAUGUUUGUAUGGAAGAUCAUACCAAGUACAAAAGUCAAAACUUGAUAUUGAAAAGGUCUUACACAGUCAAGGUGAGGAUGUUUGUAUGGAAGAUCAUACCAAGUACAAAAGUCAAAACUUGAUAUUGUCUUCUCAUUGCAAUUACAACUUUUCAAGGAGGGGCUUUUAGUAUUGGAUUUAUUUUUGAGAGGGAUGAACAUAUGUACUUGGUGGGAUAGUCGACAAAAAUAACAUAGAUUUUGAAUUUUGAAA